Fibroporia radiculosa is the source of this 2499-nucleotide messenger RNA. RefSeq lists its product as uncharacterized. The record is from RefSeq and is a predicted model, not a curated record. The transcript has 17 exons. Gene Ontology annotation, cellular component: membrane. NCBI's taxonomy places the organism in Eukaryota, Fungi, Basidiomycota, Agaricomycetes, Polyporales, Fibroporiaceae. Gene Ontology annotation, biological process: transmembrane transport. Gene Ontology annotation, molecular function: peptidyl-prolyl cis-trans isomerase activity; transmembrane transporter activity. The coding region runs from base 1 to 2499 and encodes 832 amino acids.
AUGGCAUCCCUCAAUCGCCUCAGCUACCUCUCCGUUAUGAGCCGCGACGACGACGACGAGGCUGACGACCUGGAGGAGGGGGUUUGCGAACGAGACGAGCUUGAUGGACGAACUCCUCUAGACAAAACGAUCGAUCGUAUUGGCAUGGGUACGUGGUUAUCUCUGCGUAAAGCUACCGGUCCCAUUAACACGGAGUCAUGCGCUGUGUGUGAUUGGAUCGGGUUGAUAGGCUGGUACCAAUGGACACUGCUCUCGUUGUGUGGCUUUGGAUGGAUGGCGGAUAAUAUGUGGAUUCAAGCAAUUGCAAUAGUACUUCCGCGUGUGCAACAACACUUUUCAGUCUCGGACGGUUUUAUUGGCGCGUUAUCGUCCUCCAUGUUUGCGGGGAUGAUGUUUGGUGCUGUAGGCUGGGGUACAUGUUCAGAUCUGAUGGGCCGUACAACUGCCUUUAAUGCUACCCUUUUCCUCACCUCAUUAUUUGGCGUACUGGCUUCUUUUGCAAAUACUUUUGGAACGCUUUGCGCAGCACUUUUCUUCUUGGGCAGUGCGGUUGGGGGAUCGAUGCCGACCGAUGGCACUCUUCUGCUAGAGCACAUGCCCAACGGGAAACAGUACCUUGUUACUGCGCUUUCAGUUUUCUUCUCGUUUGGCUCAGUGCUAGCGGCCUAUGUCGCGCUGCUUGUGAUCCCGGGGCAUUCCUGUCCAUCUACACCUCUUCCGUGCGACAUUACAACACAAAAUCAGGGUUGGAAGUAUUUACUGUCAGCGCUUGGACUCAUUACGCUUUCAAUGUUCCUCGCGCGGAUAGUUUUCUUCAAGUUACACGAGUCUCCUCGUUAUCUUGUUCAUGCAGGCCGCCAGCAAGAAGCUCUAGAGUCCCUGCAGCUCAUUGCGAGAUUCAACGGAAAUGACCUUGACCUAGAUAUAGACGAUGUACGGGACGUGCAUGUUCCCGUGCAAGGUGAGGAAGAUAUGUGUGUCCAAAGACCGCCCUAUUCUGCGUCGACAAUCCACGACAGGGAGAUUGCAUCCGCCGAUGCCACUGCAUCGCUUAUUUUCGAUGCCGGUAACCACAACGAGGAUGUCGUAGAGACUCGAUAUUCGCCGGAUGGCCAGGGAUCCCUGUCUUCCCAGCGCAGUCAUGAUAUAUUACGGACCACGGACGAAUCUGACACGAAAAACUACAGUGCAAUAGGGGAAUCUAACGUCCAACUCAACGGACACUCUUUCAAUACGCCGGCUAUACCCCAAGAGCCGCCCCAUGCAUCCGACUAUAUCAGAGGCAAUGCGCAACAUGACAGUGAGACCGAUGAUGUGAAAGAAGCCCUGCUCCCCUCCCCCAAUGACCUGCCGAGGUCCAUCGCUGAUAGGCGGCACGAUGCAUCUUACGCACAUCCUCGCCCGCGCCCCAGAUCUUCCGACCGCAACAGCCGUCGAAUGUCCGUUGCUUCAUCAAUAUACGAGGUCAGACCAAAGCUGUACAAGAAGCUGCCGCGGUGGCUUAGGAAGCCGCUCUGGGCGUGGCUUGACCGCAUAGGCAUGGUGUUGGAGCCAGAGUGGAUGAACACAACGCUGCUUGUGUGGGCGGCUUGGUUCGCAAUGUCAUUGGCAUACACAAUGUUUAAUGUCUACCUGCCCAAGCUCCUAGAGGGCCGUUCCAGAUCUGGUGACGCAGGUCUCCUUGUGCCGAAGAGCCUGACGGAUAGCAUGUGGGACGUCGUGAUUUAUGCCCUGGGUGGAUGCCCUGGAGCAAUACUUGGGGCUUAUCUGAUUGAAUCCCAACUCGGAAGACGAUGGUCACUCGCAGGGAGCACGUUUGUUACGGCCUUCUUCUGCGGAGUGUUCGUAACCGUCGAGCAAUCAUGGGCCGUUCGAGCGAGUUCAGUUGGCAUCAGUUUGAGUGCAACAGCGAUGUGGGCGGUUCUGUACGGAUGGACGCCGGAGAUCUUCGGCACGAAAGUGCGAGGUUCCGCUUGUGGGAUCGCCUCAGCACUAUCGCGGAUAUCCGUACUCCGCCUCCGUGCCAGUAUAAGUCUGCAGCCACAAGGCCUAGCUCUCGCUCGUACACCUGCCCCUUGUCCAUCAACCAUUGCCGCCGCACCGCACCACGACAUGGGUGUCACAGUUGAGGUAAUCAGGCCCGGUGACGGCGCGACCUUCCCCAACAAAGGCGGUUCGUAUCUCCUCCGGACUGCUCCUAUGUACAGACCUCCUCAUGAUGCCGUCACUCUAGACAAAGUCACGAUCCAUUAUGUCGGCACGCUCCUGGACGGUCGGAAAUUUGACUCGAGUCGAGAUCGGGGACAGCCAUUCGAAACCGAGAUUGGAGUUGGAAAGGUGAUCAAGGGCUGGGAUGAAGGCGUGCCGCAAUUAUCGUUGGGCGAGAAGGCUGUCUUGACGGCGACACCGGACUACGCAUAUGGGGCGCGAGGAUUCCCUCCCGUGAUACCGCCGAAUUCGACGCUCAAGUUUGAGGUCGAGCUGCUCAGGAUCAACUGA